AUGCCCCGCGGCACGGAGUUGUCCGACUCCGCGCAGCCAACCACUGUGAUUUCCAAAGCCGGCGCGCGGCCCCGCCAUCGGCACAAGCCAAGAGAGUCCCUCCAGCCGCGAGGAGCCUCUCCCUGGGCAGAGCAGUACCGGCCUGUCUCUUCCCAGCUCCCUCGCGAGCGGGGCUCCCCCCCGCCCCCGUACCUGCUGCCGGCCCGGCGCGGCACCGCGCUGUCUCCUCUCGGGCCCGAGGCGCGCGAGCGCCGCUCCCUCCCUGUCUCCCUCCUUCCCUCCCUGCCUGCCCGGCGCUGGCUGGCGGCGGCACUGCGCACGCGCGCGGCGCGCCGCGGCGCCCUCUGGGAGGGAGAGCCCUUCCGGCGAGACCGGCCGGCGGCGGCGGCGCCCUCCUCAGGACGGCGCGGCCCCGAAGGAAAGACUACGGCUCCCGGCAAGCAGCGCGCGCUCCCGCGCGGGCGCGCCUCUCCCGCACGGGGCACGCCGGGAGUUGUAGUGCGACGGGCGGCGGCGCCGCGCCUGGGAGGGUUUGGGGCGCGGGGAGAAGGUCCCCUAGCGGUGGCCUCGGUGUCACCGCAGACCGCGUCACUGCGGGUGCGGCAAGCAGCGGAGCCAUUUCGCUGUGCCACGGGCAAUGCCGCGGCGGCCGCGGGCCGGAGAGGCUGCUGGUCAGCCACGGUGUAUGAUGCGACAGACACCCCAGCUGAGCACAACCAGGAGAGAAGUGUUUGGUACGUGCACAGGGACUCUAUGAUCAAGCACCGGGCCCAGAAAGCUCCCCCUGGGCAACACAGGCACUGUGAGCGAUGUUUCAGCCGGCACUGCCGCGCACCCAUUGAGAUCUCCGUGUCCUGCAUGGUGAUCAGCUGCCACCUCCACUGCGGGGCCACCUUCCACAUGUGCAAGGAGGAGGAGCACAAAUUGCUCUGCCCCUUGGAGCAGGUGUCCUGCCUCAACUCAGCCUAUGGCUGCCCUUUCUCCAUGGCCCGCUUUAAGCUGGGGAAGCACCUCCAGGUCUGUCCAGCCAGUGUUGUCUGCUGCUCCAUGGAGUGGAACCGCUGGCCAAACGUGGAUUCAGACACAACGCUGCACAAGAAUAUUAUGAAAGAGACCUUGAAUGAAGAAUGUCUGGACACAGCUUUGGCACUCAGAGACCAGAAGAUACUUUUCAGGGCUUUGAAAAUAGCUGAAUUAUUUCCAGAGUGGAGGAAAAAGGAUGAACUGGAAGAACUAAUGGAUCAAGCCAUGGGUGGGGAAGCAGGUGCUGUAGGAGGAGCUGCCUGUGGUUCCCAAGAGGGCAAUGACCAGUCUGAGCUCAGCCAACGUGAGCGGGAAGAUUUGGCAAAGGACAAAGAGGGAAUGGAUCUGGGGAGUUACAAAACAUGGGAGAACAUUUUCAGCAAAGAGCUUCUGGCUUGCCAGGUAACAGGCUCAGCAACCAGCACAGGACAAAAGACAGAGGAGGCUUCCAAGAAAACAGCAUCAGCCUCUCGUGCUGCCAGCUCCACAGAGAAGGCAAAGGAAGGACCUGAUGGUGCAGAAGAGGGAAAGGGCCAAAAGUCUGAACAAGUAACACCGAGUAGAGAACUGAAUGGACUGGCUCCCUGGCAAGAAGGGGUCCUGGAGAGGCUGAAGAAGGAAGUCGGUGUAGCGGAUUACAACAUGUAUCUGGUACAUCACGGGGGAAUGCUCAUCCGCUUUGGCCAGAUGGCUGCUUGCACUCCCAGAGAAAAGGACUUUGUCUAUGGGAACUUGGAAGCCCAGGAGGUGAAGACUGUCUACACCUUCAAAGUGCCAGUUAGUUACUGUGGCAAAAGAGCGCGACUAGGAGAUGCACUGGGCCACAAGAUGCCAACUUCAGACAAGUCAGUGGAUACCUCAGAAUUGGGAAUAAACAUAGAAGAACUACCUAAGACAAAUAUAGUUGAAGCCACACUGCUGUGUGCUCUGGAAAAAGAGCUGAAAGGCCAUGAGAUCUCUGAAGCAAGAGGUAUCGAUGGACUCUUUGUGGAUUUUGCAACACAGACAUACAGCUUUCCUUUGGAGCCCUUCUCCUCCAGCGCAGUUCUAGCAGAUAUUCUGGAUGAAAACAGCCCACCAGAACUGCACAUGGAGCUCUACACUGAAUGUGUAACCAGAAGACACAAUAAAAGCAGUUCGGCUUUCACAUUCACUUGCAGUCAUUUCUUUAGGAGGGAUGAGUUCCCAUUCCACUUCAAAAACGUGCACGCUGAUAUCCAGUCAUGCCUGGACAGAUGGUUCCAGCAUCGCUGCCCACUGGCCUACUUGGGAUGUCCUUUUGUCCAAAAUCACUUCCGCCCCGAGGGACUUAAGGCCAAGGUUAUUUACAGCAAGCCUCUCAAGACAUUUGCUAUUAAGCCAGAGGUGGACACCCUUCUUGCUGAACCGGGCAAGUGCAAUUUCAUCGUGGAUAGUAGAGGGAGAAACAAGGACUUGCUGAGCAGCCUCCCAGUGGAAGUGCUCAAGUACAUUGCAGGAUUCCUGGACAGCUUCAGUUUAUCUCAGCUAUCACAAGUGUCAGUGCUCAUGAGGGACAUCUGUGCCACUCUUCUUCAAGAGAGGGGAAUGGUCCUGCUGGUCUGGGAGAAAAAAAGAUAUUCCCAUGGUGGUACUUCUUGGAGAGCUCGUAAAAAGAUCUGGCAGUUCAGCAGCCUGUUCUCCAGAGUUCACAACUGGCAGCACAGCGACGUCCCGAGCAUGUCGGAGCACCUGAGGAAUUGUCCCUUCUACCAGGCGGAGCACAGGACAGACCCCGUGCUGCUGACGGGCAUGAGCGAAUCUCGGGAGCAGACUCGAAAGACUUUGGUCUCUACUUUCAAGCACAGAGUGUGAACAACUUGCUUCCCCUCUGACAUGCCUCCCUUCAGGGCUCUGAGAUGAAGAUUUGGGGAUUCAGGUGUAAAGAUUGUUGCUUCCAACUCUCCUUUGGACGUACAAAAUUGGCUUCUCCGCAACUGCGUUUGAAACCUCUGCAUUUUUUUACCCCGCGUUAAAUUGUUAAAGCUUCAACCACUGCUUACUAACAUCACGUGCUUUCUGUUUUCUGUUCCUGGUUUAAUACAGCAUCCUGAAGAAAGCAAUGAGGAUCUUAUUUGAAAACAGCAUUUUUACAUCCUUGAAGGUAGGCUGCUGCUCCUGUACCAUGUGCCUGAGAGAAGCAAGAGCAGUUAAUGUACUUAGCUCAAAUAGAUCUGAAACACCUUCAUUUUGUCUGGAAAGCCAAAUUCUUGGAGCACAAGUAGAUGCCAUCCUGCCUGGCAGACCUAGGGACUGCUAACCUGCUCUGAGAUGUGGGCAAAAGAAAAGGACACCCCAAAAUUACAUGAAUUAAUUAGAACUCCAGUGAGAACGUGGGAAUUCACUGCGCAGCCACAGACCAUCAUUUAGAACCCUGACUAAGG
This is a messenger RNA of Vidua chalybeata, 3425 nucleotides long. It is a transcript of the gene FBXO40, whose product is annotated as F-box protein 40. NCBI's taxonomy places the organism in Eukaryota, Metazoa, Chordata, Aves, Passeriformes, Viduidae. The transcript has 6 exons. Gene Ontology annotation, cellular component: cytoplasm. The record is from RefSeq and is a predicted model, not a curated record. Gene Ontology annotation, molecular function: zinc ion binding; protein binding; ubiquitin protein ligase activity. Bases 1 to 2856 code for a protein of 951 amino acids.